AUGAAGAUUCAAUGGCAUAUCAAAACAAUCAAUCUGGAGCAUAAUCAUGGUCCUCUUGUAGCUCCUGGAUCUAUCCUCCAGCUGCUGCUAACAACUAUCAUUGAUUCUCCUCCUGAAAUCUUUAUCAGUGAUCGAGAUAGAGCACUGAUAUCUGCCAUUGCUAAAGUUCUUCCAUUAAUACUCCAUGUUUAUUGUCUUCACCAUCUGAAAGGAAAUAUUGUGCAAAAGUUAUGGCCAAUCCUAGGAGGUGACUGGAAAAACUUUCAGACCAACUUUUGGAAGGUUUACAGAGCAGAUGAAAUAUAUAUCACUGUGUUCACUUGUGGUGUCUAUACAAAUGGACAUAUCAAACCACUUGAAAGUCUGAGAACUUCUCUGAAGCAGCUCUUUAACACUCUUUGUAAGCACACUGAAGCUCAAUCAGAGCAAAAUAACACUCAUGUUCAUGAGUUAUCUCAAUAUCAAAAGGAUAAGCCAAUUGAAAGUAUCUUUCUGAAACCUCUUCAAAUAUUACAUGAGCAUAUAGUUCCAUAUGCCCUGCAUAUGUGCUUUAAGCAGAUGGAGCUCAGCAUCAUUAUACAUCUUCUCCAUAUCCAACAUCUUGGCAGAACAGAUGCUACACACUAUCUUGCUGUUUUAUCUGAUGGAAAACAUAUAUGCAACUGCUAUAUGCUCCUCAAUCUUGGUAUACCCUGCUGGCAUUUCUUUCAGGCCUUGGCAACUUGCAUCUGGGGAUUGUAUUUUAGUAUUGGGCUCAUUUGUGCAUAG
Molecule: messenger RNA, 768 nt
Organism: Guyanagaster necrorhizus
Lineage: Eukaryota; Fungi; Basidiomycota; Agaricomycetes; Agaricales; Physalacriaceae
Exons: 8
Coding region: 1-768 (255 amino acids)
Source: RefSeq, a predicted model, not a curated record